GACCUCGCUCUUCCUUUCUGCUCGGUUUUCCGUCAUGGCGCCUGUUCAGAAGAAGCAGAACACCGGCAAAGGUGGUAAGAAGAAGAAGCAGGUCCUGAAAUUCACACUGGACUGCACCCAUCCUGUUGAAGACGGUAUCAUGGAUGCUGCCAACUUUGAGCAGUUUCUGCAGGAGCGCAUCAAGGUGAACGGGAAAGCCGGCAACCUGGGUGGUGGUGUUGUUUCCAUCGAGAGGAGCAAAAGCAAGAUAACAGUUUCCUCUGAGGUGCCCUUCUCCAAAAGAUACUUGAAGUAUCUGACCAAGAAGUACCUGAAGAAGAACAAUCUUCGUGACUGGCUGCGCGUUGUGGCCAAUACCAAGGAGAGUUAUGAGCUUCGCUACUUUCAGAUCAAUCAGGAUGAAGAGGAGGAGGAAGAUGAAGAUUAAAUUGGCAAUCCAUCUGGUUUUGUACAUUUUAAAUAAAUGUUGUUUACAAUUUAAA
This is a messenger RNA of Amphiprion ocellaris (clown anemonefish), 482 nucleotides long. Its product is annotated as 60S ribosomal protein L22. Lineage: Eukaryota; Metazoa; Chordata; Actinopteri; Pomacentridae. Gene Ontology annotation, biological process: cytoplasmic translation. Gene Ontology annotation, molecular function: structural constituent of ribosome; RNA binding. The coding region runs from base 35 to 427 and encodes 130 amino acids. The transcript is spliced from 4 exons. Gene Ontology annotation, cellular component: ribosome. The record is from RefSeq and is a predicted model, not a curated record.